Cladocopium goreaui is the source of this 2124-nucleotide messenger RNA. The record is from the annotation of a GenBank genome assembly. Lineage: Eukaryota; Dinophyceae; Suessiales; Symbiodiniaceae.
AUGACCAUCAAAGAUGAAGUCUCCGCUGAGGUCAUCGUCAAUGUGGUGUCUGCCAUCUUCGCAGACCUCCAAGACAGCAGGAUCCGGAACCUGUUUAUUUUGCUGCUGCACCUGAUGACCACCAAAGAGUUGGAGUCGGCCAAAAACAUCGACGAUGUCUUUCAGCCCAGCAGUCGGGUCUUUCGGCUCUUCUCUUUCUUCGCACUACAUCGCUUUAACUAUGAAGUAGUGGUGCAUCCUGUCAUGGACUGCCACAAGAUGGACGAGCAGGGGCAGCCCGUGACUCUGAUGGGUGCAGUGACCUACAAAACGUUGGAGAAAGCUCAGACCUGGGCGUUAGACUUCAACCGAUAUCUGGAAUCGCCAAGCAUCGCUGCAAAGCUAAAGGAGCAAGCAUCACAAGAACUCCGCGCAGAUUUUCAGAAGGAGCUGGACGCCUUUGUUGAUUUCUUUAAAGUGGACGUGGUGGCAGCCAUUAGCCGCUUCGCUUUGCCUCGGAGUUUCUGGUCCUUCUUCGCUUUCUGCCGGGAGAGCAUCCGAGAAUGUAAUUUGGUUGGCGUUGAGGAUGAAGCCGGUACCGAGGUGGAGCUAAAGAUUGUGGAGCCGAUCUUUCGGCUCUUCGUCAAUGGCAUUAUUCUGCCACUUCUACGAGCUCCCAAGAAAUUUGGUGGAAGGGAAGUUGGUUUGCCCUACUGUGAAAAGAACAACUUCGAUGGCGAUGUGCUCUUCAACACUUGCACCGUCUUGGAUGCCUUUCAAUCGAUGACAGAGACGGCUGGCAACAAGGAGAGUCACGCCGCGCGCCUGAGCAAGAUCGCCCUGCGGCUGCGUCCCGAGCUCCUGCGCUACUUGUUGGAUCGGACCAUCACGGCGGAUGUCGUUGGCGAUGAUCCCGACACCACGGUGACGGUCCAGUCCUUCCUAUGUCACUUUGAUCGGAGCUCCAGGAGCAUCUAUGUGCCACCGUCGCAGCUGUUGCUCUUCCAAAACUUGGUCCUUUUCAAUGUGAACAAGAUCAGGUUACAAUCGGGCGAUCGCUUGGAAGAGGCAUGCCGGAAGAUAGGGCGAUGGCCAGAGCAACUUGUUAAGGAAGCGACCGAGAAGGCUGAGAAGAACGCGGAGGUCUUGUAUCGCUUCACCUUGCAGCAUCGUUUUCUCUUCACGGAGGGUUCCCUGGCGAUUUGUCCAGCCUCGAAAUGCACUGUGCCCCUUUGCCUCAGCGCUGCGGCUGGCUCCGAUGCCCUACGACGCCAUGGGGAUGAGGUCAAUCUGGUGCAGAACGUGGAUGUCGUUCGGACCUUGAAGGAAGACAAUCCAAACAAGGUGUUGGAAGACUUGUUUCGAAUGCUACCACCCUUGAAGUCAUCGAAUUUCGUGGAUCUGAAAGAGGAACUGGAGGCCCUAUGGACUCAAUGCGCUGCCGGGCAGAACGAAGCCCUGACCGAGAAGCUGGCCGAGGGCGUUCAAGCUGUGGCUGAUUACAUUGAGACGGAGCUAAGCCCCGAAGAAGUUCUGGACGCCAUGGCGUCGGUGAUUUUGUCGCGGAAUCGACAUAGUCGUUACCUUCAUUCCAUGUCAGUGGGCUUGUCUCGACUUCCAAUGGAAGAGAGUCGCCACGCAAAAGAAGUACGCAGUGCUGAGCAAGAGCUAAAAGCGGUCAUUGAGCAUUCAAAGCAGAUGCUCCUGCCCGAGAGGAUCACGGAGGUCGCGAAGUUGGAAGCUGCGAUUCUCAAAGGAAGUGACUUGAACUUCCUCAUCAAGAAGCAAGCAGCGAGGGUGAAGACCAAGGCCACCAAGAAGGUGACCAGACACAACUUGUCAGACCUAUUGUCAGAUGGCAAGGUGCUGGAGUGCUACAGUGAACUGGACACCGUGCAAGGCAAAGUCUACUUGACGAUGUGGUCCAUCGAUGCAGACAUCAUCGUUCACGUGGGCCUUUUGGAGGAAGGAGAUGCGAUGCUGGAAUUUGUGAAGCAGUUCCGCAUCCCCGGCGACGUGGUCAAGCAGCUUCCGUUUGCAGACCGAGAAGACACCACGGGACUCCCCUUGGAAGGGCCGGUGAUCAUGAAGUGGCGCAGCCUUGAACUUUCCAAAGUGCUGAAAGAAGUGCCACCAGCAGAUUGA